Molecule: messenger RNA, 233 nt
Organism: Racocetra fulgida
Lineage: Eukaryota; Fungi; Glomeromycota; Glomeromycetes; Diversisporales; Gigasporaceae
Source: the annotation of a GenBank genome assembly
AAAAGAAUGAAGCAAAAGCAUGCCUCUUAUAUGAAAAAUUGGCUGAGUCUGGUGAAAAGGGUGAAGAUAGUUAUUGUUAUGGAAAAGAGAAGGAAAAUGGAGAAAGCAACAAAAAUAACAAAGAAACUUACCCUGGAACUAAUAAUGAAGAUAAGGCUGACAAUGAAAAUGCUGAUGAGGACGAUAAGGAUGCUGAUUAUAAAAUGGUUGUUAAUAAAGAAGAUACAAAAUAG